GAAUUAAGUGUCAAAAUGUAUGGUUGGAAUUCGGUGGCCCGUCGAAGUGGCUCAAGACCCAAGAGAUCCGCAAGUCUGCCGCGUAGUAUCUCGAAAGAACUCCGUCAAAGACAACAGAUCGAUCGCCUUCGAAAGCUGGAAAAGGAGCAGAUGACCGGAUCACAAGGAUCCGAUGGCCCAGGGCCGAGUCCCAAGGGGUGUUUUUGUCAGAUUGGAUCAAGCUUCAAGGCUGUGAUGUUCCUUCUUCUAAUUUUGGCCGCCACUGGAGCCCUAGGCUUUUGGCUCUAUCAAAACAAGUUCGGUCCCAAUGCCAUUCAGGACCCACACUUACCCAAUUUACCCUCAGUGAGCACACUCAAGCCCAGACAGGGUAAAGAUCUGAAUCUUUCGGACAAGCUAGAAGAAAAUACGCAGAAUCAAACGAUUCCGAACAAGAUUAUCCACGAUUCUGAUCCUGAUCUUUACAUUGACUUUGAGGGAAAACUUCACAAGGUCUCGGAUCUCAAGGAAGGAAAGAAGACAUUUCUCACCAACGACGGAAGAUUAGUUGUCUUAGAAGAGGAUUUUGAGGAGACUGAGUACGGAACCACCACAUUUGAGACACUGAUGAGCACAACGGAAGAAAUCGGCUCACAACCAACUGACUCGUCCACACAAGUUGAGCAACCAACGACAACCGGAACCGGUUUAAAUGAAAACAACGGGGCUGAGGAAGUCGUGGAGGAUCAAUUGACCGUUCCAGAGCAUCCUCAAAACGAAACCUUCUCUACUUUGGUGGAAACAUCGCUCGUUACGAAGACCUUGGUGAUUGAGUGGUCGAGUACCGUGACAAAGAGCAUCAUCCAAAGCGUCUCAGGUCUAGCUGUUACCUCAGUUCAUGCCCAAGGGGAUGAUGAAGAUCUAGUAGUGAUAUAUGGCACAGCAUCUGAUUCCUCCCUGACCCCUCCGUCAUCCUCGGCCUCCCCCCGAACCCCCCGAGCUUCCAACUAUCAACCCUCACUGCAUACAUUUACUGUUGGACGAGAGGCCUCGGCCACGUUUCAAUCCUCCGUAGAAGUGGACGACACGCCUGUAGUCCAUCCCACCAGGAUCUUUGGUGGGUUGGACUCAGUGUUUGGACAACCCUUCCAAGACUCAAAGACACUCAAUAGCUUGGUAACCAAGACUGUGACUGGUUUUCUGGACUUUGUCACCACGGUGGGAAACACGGUGAUUGUUUUUACCCCUCAGACAACAGCUGUCGAGGCUACUUCCAGGAUAAUAACCACGACUUUAGCCUCAAUACAGACCUCAACAUCUGAGGCAUUAGAGCGACUCACACGGGUUCUAUCGACAGCCGAUCCUUCGAAUUCGGUUCCAAAGGUGACUUCAUCGGAAGUGAUCACGACAUCGCCUUUCGAUGAAAGACCCAGUUUUGGCUUGGAGGAGCUCUUCAACAAGUUCGAGCGCCCCAAAUUCCCCAGACUAGCCCCUUCCACGCCCGAAAGUGGAUCCAAUGCCAUUAAGGAGAAUCUCAAGGCAUUCAUCCGACCCAGUUCUGUUAUUAAGGAGACUGAUACUCAACAUGAAGGAGUGACGACCCUUUCCAAUGGAGUGGUUGAAGUUGAUGGCGCCAGCGACGCUCCCACAUUUGAUAAAGCCUCGAUCGAGCCUGCAGUGGGUAUUAUUGAAGAUGACUUCCACGUGUUCACCAAAACCCAACAAGCCGCUCCAACUGUGACCCAAGUGGCCUCGACCACACUCUACUCGGAUUUCAUUGAAGGCGAUAGCCACGUGGGAUUAGUGACCCAGACUGGAGGAACCCUCAUUGCCCAUGGUGUCACUACGGUCCAUUCGACGCGAGUCUUCGGAACUUACAUGGACGAUGGACAGUAUGCCCAAGUGGUCCAGAGCACUUCCAAGAUAUUCGAGGAUGAAAUAAAGGCUACUCCGGUGGCCAACUUUGGCACUGUUCUUCAUGUGACAGAGAAGCCUUCGUUUGGGGUCAAUGUUCCAACCCAAGAUGAAUACCAGUUAGACGAUGAUUAUGUGGAAGAACCAAAACAAGAGGAAGAACCCAAGUCUAGUAAUCAAGAGGAUGCCAAGUCGUCGGGAGAGGGCGUUGGAUCCGUGGAAGUUAUUUCAUCCAAUGCCAAUCCUAUCGGAGGUUACACCCACCCGGUUGCUAUCCGGAAAAACUCUGCCGUGAGCGAUUUUAAGGAGAGACUCAAAUCUCGAUAUGCUCAGUUCAAGAAGAGCCUCAAACAAGAAGACAACCGACGGGACUCAUCAUUUGGACGAGGAAGUGUCCAACCGCUGUCAGGCCGUUUGCCAACGAGCUCAAAUGUGAGAGGACUUCAAUCCGGAGCAAGGAAGGAGCGACAACGGUUUUCUAGCAAUUCCGAGAGCUCUUAUGGAAAUAAGGACACCGAAGAAGAUGACGAAGAGGUCGAAAUCAUCAAGCCCAGCCAAUCCGUCCGCACUCGAGUUCAAAAUAGUAACCGCGGAUUUAAGGAUCGAAUCCGGGACCGUUCUCGAGGAUCAUACAGAAAUCGGGCUCACACGAAGGAGGUGGAAACCACCACUCCCCGAGAAAAGGACUUGGAAGCCUCGCCAAGUGCUUACCAGGAAACUACCGUUGAGAAUGUGAGGCUGGGUGGCCGAAGAAAAGUUAACCGGUUCAGAAAUCGGAUCUCUGCCGCCAGACGUAAGCCUAAUACUACUCCCUCCUCACCAGCUCCAACCUUCAUCUCCAAGCGUGGAAAAGGUUCUUACGGCUCAUCCAAGCUCUCUCGACCUCGUCUUGGCAGUUCUACCUCAUCAAGUAACUAUGGCGAUGAUAGUGAGGAGGAAGAGGAUGAGGAGGAAGACACUUCGUCAACAGGUGCCAAAGUCGAGUUUAAGAAGUUCAAUCGAUUCAGUAGGCCAGAUUUAAGACAAUCGCUUCUUCAGAAAAUCCUUAAUAAGGGUGGGAAAUCGAAGGGCAUUCUGACAGUCGAAGAGCAAGAAGAGGCCAACAAAGAGGCUGAUUUGGAGGAUUCGGAAGAGUCGCUUGAAGAUGAAACCACUCUUCAAGAUCUUGGAUCCAGCUCUGUCAAGGAUGAGGAUCUUCAGACCACUUUGGAUGCAACAACUGUUUACCCUGAGACCCUCAGUUCGUCAGCUUUCUUGGAGGUGGCCACAAUUAGAUCCCCUUAUUCCUUCAAUUUUGAGGAGGGUAUGAGCACGCGCUUCAUCACUGUUACCAGGACCUUCACCAGCGACAUCAAGCCUUCCAAAACAGAGGAACCAGAUUACAAGACUUCGAGUCCCUUGUUUCAAACUGAGACUAUUCCUGCCCCGGAGAACAUCUUGACCUCGUCCCUUCCAGACUUCCACCCUUACGAGAUUUCCUCCAGUAUUGAAACUCUACCGGCGGUGCACUUGGCUUCCUCAUCUGGUGGCACGCCUCCUUUGAAGACCGUGACCGAAACUUUUAGCACCAAGGAAUUGAUGCUCAAGACUUCUUUGCUGCCCAUCGUUGUCAAUGGACAAACCAAGUUACACACCCUCACACAAUCCUAUUAUGUCACCAGAUUAGUCGAGGCUGUAAAGACCAUCCCACCCAUGGACUCGUACGAAUUCAUCCCAACCAAGGCCUUCACUGAUUUCAGCAAUGUUCUCGAUGAGGCUGGCUCCGAAAAAAGAGAGCAGCUUUUGCCAGGGGAGCUGGAAUUUAGCGAGCAAGACGAAUUCUCAGACGGACCCCACGAGAUCCGAGUGAGACCUCCGCCCGGCUUCACUGAUGAUUUGGCCCUCAUUGGUUCCAAAUUCGACCCCGUCGACUCCAUGGAGAAGCAACACAAUCCUGGUAUCGUGAAUUUGAAGAGCAAGGACACUCCGACGCUGCAACCUAGCUUUGGUCAGCAACCUUCGUCGUUGAAUCCCUUUAGCUUGGCUGGUCUUCUCGGGCAAAAGUCACAGAACACGCCCUCAUUGCCUGCUUUCAAUCCAUUAUCCGCUUUCAGUCCUGAACAGAUCAGGCACUUGGCUCUUCUUCAAUACCUUCAAAACCCCUUUGGAGGACUAGGCGGCCUUCCCAACUUGGCAUUGGGCGGUAUUAAUCCCAGCCAGAACCACGCGCCGAAUCAAGCCCAGAAUCAAGGUGGACAAGUGGUUGCCAGCAAACCGGUCAUCCGGACUGAGACCCUGUUCACGACCAAGACCGUGCCACUCAUGUUUGGGAACAAGAAGAUGGAGACAACCAUCACCUCGGCUAUUGGAGUCACCACCGUCACUGAGUACCAGCCAGAGCUCCGCACCGCAGGCCCUAACCCUAGUUUGCCAACAAACCCUGGACUGGCUUUUGGCAAUCCUUUCAACCCCGCCGCAGCUCUGGGUCUUCAGCCUUCAUUCCAGGUGACAAGUGACGCCGUAGUCAAAGAUACCGUGAUUCCCAGCACGGUCACCAAAGAAGUGAAAAUCACUUUCCGCAACGUGCCCACGGUCACUCGUCUCACUUCCACUACCAUGGUAACAACUCAAAUCACAGAAUACGUCACGAGGACUAUUCAAGCCGCGCCCACCUUGAACCCUGGCCAUGGGUUCAACCCCUACGCAGCCCUCUUGGGUUGAAGCCACCACAAAUUUCCAGGCAUUUUCGAAGGCACAUGCCGCGUGCCACGCUGAGUGAUAAUUUUUCCCCUUUUAGAAGAAAGCUUUAAGGUCACUCCAUCCCAUAACAAGCAAAUUGCAGGGUGCUACAAAAUCAAGUGAGACAGGACUCUUAAAAAGUGUGCGCUACAAAUUGCGCCAGUGCCACAACAGUUGAAUCCAGUUGAAAUGAAGCGUCCAUGUUCGUGCCCAUGUACAAUGAAAAAGAAUCUAUCGUCUUCUGCCAUAUCGCCUCAAUACUGUACACAUAAUGAUUGGGAUUCCCAUUAUUCCCUCAAAAAUACCUAUGCAUCUUUUACUACGUACAAGUGUCGUAUAUUCCCUUACGUUUUCCGUUUAUGAAUUUUUACAGCAAACAAACCUUAAAUUUGGGUAAGGCCCGGGGAUUUCUUGCGAAUAAAUACAUCUCUCAAUACAUGA
Tigriopus californicus is the source of this 5052-nucleotide messenger RNA. RefSeq lists its product as uncharacterized. NCBI's taxonomy places the organism in Eukaryota, Metazoa, Arthropoda, Copepoda, Harpacticoida, Harpacticidae. Bases 16 to 4593 code for a protein of 1525 amino acids. The transcript has 6 exons. The record is from RefSeq and is a predicted model, not a curated record.